Bradysia coprophila is the source of this 2957-nucleotide messenger RNA. RefSeq names its product lectin, mannose binding protein ergic53 (gene ergic53). NCBI's taxonomy places the organism in Eukaryota, Metazoa, Arthropoda, Insecta, Diptera, Sciaridae. The record is from RefSeq and is a predicted model, not a curated record. Gene Ontology annotation, biological process: endoplasmic reticulum to Golgi vesicle-mediated transport. Gene Ontology annotation, cellular component: Golgi membrane; endoplasmic reticulum-Golgi intermediate compartment; endoplasmic reticulum membrane. Gene Ontology annotation, molecular function: D-mannose binding.
UAAGCUCAAAGUUUUUCCCACUUUAUUUUCAAAAAGAAGUUGUGAAUCAACAAAUCAUUGUGAAUAAAAUAAUUAUUGUGAAUUAUUUCGAAAGCAUUCCAAAUUUUCGAAAUACAGUUCAUUGCAAACCACAAUCAACUUCAACCAAAAACAAAUCUGUCAACCUGUCAUUCCAAAAAUGGCGUUUAAGUUGGUGUGUUGUCAUCGGCUUCGGCUAUUAGAAAUCCUAAUUUUUACAAUUUUAUUAGUUUGUCAAUUAAACAUUGCAAAUGGCAAUGUGAACCAACAAGUGCAUAGACGUUUCGAAUACAAAUAUUCGUUCAAACCUCCAUAUCUAGCGCAACGGGAUGGAACUGUGCCCUUUUUUGAGUACGGUGGAAAUGCCAUCGCGAGUUCAGAGAGUGUGAGGGUGGCCCCAUCACUUCGAAGCCAAAAGGGUGCCAUUUGGACCAAAUCGCCAACAAAUUUUGACUUUUGGGAAAUCGAAGUCGUUUUUCGUGUAUCCGGUCGCGGUCGAAUUGGAGCCGAUGGUUUGGCAGUUUGGUAUACAUCACAGAAGGGAGAUUACAAUGGCGAUGUGUUCGGUUCGUCAGACAGCUGGAACGGAUUGGGUAUUUUCUUUGAUUCGUUCGAUAAUGAUAACAAGCACAACAAUCCUUACAUUAUGGCUGUUCUCAAUGACGGAACAAGGAAAUUUGACCAUCAAAACGACGGAACAACUCAAUUACUUGCUGGCUGUUUACGGGACUUCCGAAAUAAGCCGUUCCCAACCAGAGCGCGUAUUGAAUACUACAAAAACACUUUAACCGUUCUGUUCCACAACGGUAUGACCAACAACAACGAUGAUUAUGAGAUGUGCUUACGGGCGGAAGGUGUAAUUUUACCGAAAAAUGGUUAUUUCGGUAUAUCUGCCGCUACCGGCGGUCUGGCUGACGAUCAUGAUGUGUUCCAUUUCUUAACGACAUCGUUGCACGAGCCUGGUCAAAUUACUGAAACAAUGAAGUUGCCCGAAGCUGAAUCCGUCAAAUUGAACCAAGAGUAUGAGGACUAUCAGAAAAAAAUGGACGUUCAACGUGAAGAAUAUCGCAAAGAACAUCCGGAAGCGAAGAAGGACGAUGAAGAGGACUGGUUUGAAAGUGACAAUCAGAGGGAAUUGCGACAGAUUUAUCAAUCACACAGUCAUAUGACCGAUGUGCUUCGAGACUUGUCGCGCAAGAUGGAUGAGGUUAUCGGUCGUCAGGAGAAAACGUUGGGUCUGUUGUCAAUUAAUGCUCAAGGCGGGGUUCAACCUCAAAUACAAACAGGCGGUGCUCCACCACCUCAACAAGCUUAUACUGGCGACGCACUUCAACGACAUGAGAUCAACACAAUCAUCAAUAAUCAGAACAUGUUCCUGAACACUGUUCGUGAAAUCAAAACGCUUGUGCAAAAUGUGCAAACUCGAACGGAUAGCAUCAUUCAAAAUCAAUCGAGACAACCAACCGCACAGAUACAGGGUGGUGGUGGUGGUGGAUACGACGUCCAAAGUUUGAUUGUUGAAAUGAGGGAUGGUCUCAAUCAAGUAAAAUUGGGCGUUGCAGCUGUUGGACAAAAAAUCAAUCCACAAGCACAGACUGGCGGUUGUCCUACGAAUAAUUGUUUGGGACUUACUGCGUUCCUAGUUGUUACAGCGAUUCAAUUGAGUUUGAUGUUAGCAUAUACGUUGUACAAAGAUAAUCGUGAAUCGCAAGCCAAAAAAUUCUACUAAAAAAAAACUUUUGAGGAUCAAUAAAUGAUUCGACGUGCAGCAAAAUUUUAUUUUUUUAUUUAAUUUCGAAAGUGAACAUGACUGAUCAUUUAAACGCGAAAAGCUUUUUCGAUAUUUGAUUAAAAAUCUUAAUACCUCCAAAGUGCUCAUCAAAGUCUUGGACUACGAUGAAUAUGUUGUUUUAGACAUUACAGUUUUGUUUAAUUUAAUUUGAGUCAUAUCAUCAUAAAUAAUCAAAUGUUGACCAUAACCAGGAAAAAGAGACAAUUUACUGUUCCAAAUUAUAAAAAUUGAGGAAAAAUUAAUUAAACGUGAACGCACACAGCACAUAAAGGAUUAGUUUUUUUUCUAUCGUUCCAUUUGCACUUUACGAUUAGCGGAUUUUCAUUUUAUUUUUCGUGAUGAUGAUUUUCACUUAAUUUCAGUUAACAGUGUCGGUGUUUAAUUUAUCAUUGUACAUAAACUUAGAUAAAAAAUUUUAUAAAUUAAACCGAAAAAAAAUGUCGAGAGAAUGUGUCAUUGAUUCAAACGAAGAUUUUUUUUUACAUUUUGCUUUAUAUUCCAUUCAACAAAAGUAUAUGAAAGUAAAGUUACAAGAAAACGCAUUUAGAAUUUUUUUUUAUUAAUUAAUGUUAUUUUUGAGUGAGUCUAAAUCAAUCGAAGGAUAAGCGAAUAGUGGAACAUUUGAAAUUUUCUUCUAAAUAAAAUUCUUAUCUGUCGAUGAAGAUUUGCCAGUGCUUGUUAAACUUAAAAAUAUUCCAAGUAAAACAUUUCGGAUUUGAAUCUGUUCCAUCUUGGUAAAGCUCCAAAAGUUGAUGGACUAUGGAUCUAACCAAAAGAAACUAUUUAAAUCCGAUUCGACUGCAACAGUUUGCUUAUCCUAACGAUGCGAUACUAAGUAAAAAAAUUCUUUUUAGUUCAUUCCAAAUGUUGUGAGUUAAUUAUAAAUAUUUCCUUUCACUUGCAUAGAAAACCAGUUGAAAUCUGAGCUUCCAUUUCAAUUAUUAUUCAAUCGAAAUGAAGACGAAUUACGGAUGAGGGUACGCGAUUUAUAUUGGCAAAAUGUACGUUAAUGUUUUAAUGUUUGAUAAACAUGGAUUGAGAAACAAUAAAAAUUACUCUAAUUUUCGACGAUGGUGAUUAUAAUAAAGUCGUACCUACUUUUCGUUGUGUAAGGACUUGUGUAAUAUUAAAAAUAUUUUUUCAAAUA